Molecule: messenger RNA, 1590 nt
Organism: Archocentrus centrarchus (flier cichlid)
Lineage: Eukaryota; Metazoa; Chordata; Actinopteri; Cichliformes; Cichlidae
Gene: trmt5
Product: tRNA methyltransferase 5
Exons: 5
Coding region: 1-1449 (482 amino acids)
Biological process (GO): mitochondrial tRNA methylation; tRNA N1-guanine methylation
Cellular component (GO): mitochondrial matrix; cytoplasm
Molecular function (GO): tRNA (guanine(37)-N1)-methyltransferase activity
Source: RefSeq, a predicted model, not a curated record
AUGACGCAGUACAGACAUGCCUGUAAUGGGAGGAUGUUGAGACUUCUCGGCAGGAUCUUUGCAUCUGCACAAACCCAAAGGAACCUAAAUCCUGCCGCUGUAAACCGCUACUUCUGCUCUGCUCCGUGUCCUAGCUUUGCUGUGAAGCCCAUAAUGGAGCCUAAACUCUACCGACCCACUCCAGAAGUCCGGGGCAUGACCUCUCUGGACAAAGAGGCAUUCACACAGACUAUUACAGUCCCAGCGCUACGGGUGCUCACUGGGGUAUUAAAUAAAGUAGUGAAGAGCCUGAGAAAGGCAACCAUCCAGCGCCCAGGUGUGCCCAGGGUCGUUCAGGACAAGGAGCAGAGUAAUGACUUUCGCUUGGUCCUAUUGGACCCUCGCAGAGUCUCCUCGCCGAGCUCCUUCAGUGAGGCUGAAGCCGAGUCUUUGAGGUCAUUCGGUGUCAGUGAGGAGUUGCACUACUAUGAGCUGCAGCUGACCUAUGACAACCUGAAGAGUGAAGAAAUACUGGAGGCUGUGCUUCCUCCAGACCUGGAUGUGACCUCUGCGUUCAGUCGGGUGGGCCACAUCGCACACAUGAACCUGAGGGACCACCAGCUACCAUACAAGAACCUCAUAGGUCAGGUGAUCAUGGACAAAAAUCCUGGUGUCACCUGUGUGGUCAAUAAGACAAACAUAAUCGACUCCACUUACCGCAACUUCAGGAUGGAGGUGCUGGCUGGAGAAGAGGACAUGGUCGCCAAAGUGAAAGAAAACGGGGUGACAUACGAGUUUGAUUUUUCUCGUGUAUACUGGAACCCCCGGCUGAGCACGGAGCACCAGCGAGUGGUGCAACUCGUCAAGCGUGGCGACACUGUGUUUGACGUGUUCGCUGGUGUCGGGCCCUUCGCCAUCCCAGCUGCUCGCUUAGGUGCCAACGUGUUAGCCAACGACCUCAACCCGGAGUCCUACCGAUGGCUGCAGCACAACUGCAAACUCAACAAGGUGGAGAGCAAAGUCAGAGUCUUCAAUCUGGCCGGCAGGGCGUUCAUCAGGGGACCUUUAAAGCAGGAGCUGCCUGCACUGCUGAAUGGAACGUCCGGUGUUCACGUGGUGAUGAACCUGCCUGCCUUAGCUCUGGACUUCCUGGAUGCAUUCAGAGGCCUCCUGCACCAGGAGCCUCCCUGUGAUGAGAACCUACCCACAGUGCACUGCUACGGCUUCUCCAAAGACGACAACCCUGACACAGAUGUGGUAGGGAGGGCUUCCCGUAGCCUGGGAUUCCCCCUGGAAAACCGAUGCUCUGUGCAUUUUGUGCGCAAUGUGGCACCCAACAAAAAUAUGUUGUGUGUUCGGUUCACGCUUCCUAAAGAGGUCCUCUUCGGAAGUGAUGCUGAAGACACAGAACCCACUGAAGAACCAGCCCCAAAGAGACAGAAAUGUGAAGAAACUAAAAAUGCAACGUAAUGAUUAUUUACUCGGCAUGAUGAGGACAGCAAGGAUCAACACUGGAGCUGAUUCAUUUUUUGCCCUUAAAGAAGUUUAUUUGCAAGAAGCCAUGACUCAGCUUUAAGUGACUAAAUUACUGGCAUUUUUUUUUUAAAUUCA